CCUCCGGGCCAUGGCGAGCAACCUGCGCCAGAUCGCGCUCGUGGGCACCGCCGUGGCCGUCACCGGAGGCGUCGCCUAUGCCGUUUGGAGGAACUACUUCUCGCCCCCGGUUCCGCUGGGGCCGGAGCUGCCUCAGCAGCAGCCCUUGCUGAGCGCGCACGAAAGAGCCGGCUUGGGCUGCGCAGGGCCGCCGGAGGGCCAGGAUAAACCACCCAGCAAGCAGAUCUUGGUUCUGGGUUUGGACGGGGCCGGCAAAACCAGCGUUCUCCACUCACUAGCAACUAGUCAAGUAAAGCGCAGCACGGCUCCCACGGAAGGCUUCAACGCGGUGUGUGUCAGCACAGAGGAAACCAAGAUGGAUUUUCUAGAAAUUGGGGGCAGCGAGCAUUUACGGGACUACUGGAAGAUGUACUUGCCGCGAGUCCUGCUCCUAAUCUAUGUUGUGGAUUCAUCAGAUCAUGUUCGCUUGCCCGUUGCAAAGAAGCUUCUUCAUCAGCUGGUCCAGAGUAACUCUACCUUGCCUGUUAUGAUUCUUGCCAAUAAGCAGGAUCUUGAAGGUGCAUACUGUAUCACGGACAUCCAUGAUGCUUUGGCAUUAUCUGAACUUGGAGAUGAAAGGAAGAUGUUCCUGAUUGGUACACAUGUGGCAAAAGAUGGCUUUGAAAUCUCUUCCAGCUUGAAAGACACGCGGGAAUUGAUUGCACAGCUGGUGUCAGAAACUCUGUGAUAGGAUCCAGAAUGGGAUACUCCACUGAGACAUAGAGCAUUCUUGUGUUGUGAUCUCACAGCCAUAAAUAGUGUUACUUUAAAUUCAGAUCUGGUGGUGGUGGUUCUCCUCAGGUGUAGAAUUCCUAAGAAGAUGAUAUUAAAGUGGCGGAGAUUUUUUUAAAAAAACGUUGUAUAUAUAUUUGAAAAGCAGUUUUAUUUUAAAUGUGUGGAAGGAAAUGGGGAUUAUUGGACACCUCAAGUUAAGAAAGCAAACACUCCUGUUUGUAUAGGUAACUACUGUUGACAUUAAUUGAAUCUGUGUGAUGGUUUAUAUUGCUUGAGAAGUUGACUGAUGGAAAAGCAGUAUAUAAGUUUACAUUGGAGGGUGAUUUUACUAAGAAGGUAGCACCAAAAUCCAAAGAACCAAGAACUAGUGGUUUGCGUUUCUGAAAAACCUCAUGGAUAUUUUCUUGUAUAUGCAUUUCUUAAAUUGGAAGGAUUUUUAUUAUUCCAUCAGUCCUUUGAUGUGUAUUUGCUUAUUCCUGCAGCAAUUUUCAUAUUCUUUUUAUUUACUAAUAUGUGGAGAAGCUCAGUGCCACACAUAAUUACUGGACCUGGUCAUAUACUGAUUUCUCCCUGGGAUUGAAAGUGGAAAGAACAGCACACCCUCCUUGGAAAGUGGAUUUAGUGUUUCAGGAACAAGAGAUUCUGCAUUCAAGUAACUAUAGGAUGGCUCAGUUUGUUCAUUCAUUUCUCUCCCAGGGGGAGGGACAGCAAACCUGCAACUUGUUCCUGAUCUCUCCUUGGAAUAAACACGGGGAAAAAAUAAUAUUUGAGCAGGAUCACUGAUUAUUUCUCAAUAUUGUCUGAGUUUUGUUAACUAGCAAUACUGGGCAAUCUAACCCAAGAGUAGGCAAUAUAUGGCUACGCUUUCUUUGUAGGCUACAUAGUUAGGCCAGUUGGUCUGGCAGAAAUCUUGGUGAGCCAAAAGUGGCUCACAGGCUUUUGCAUUUACACUGAAAUCUUGACGGAAUUACAUCCUUACUUCUGAGUAAAGGCUCAGAGGAAGUUUUCUAAGAAGGAAGUCCAUGCCUUUGCCCAGGAUGUGGCAAGAGUGUUCAGAAGAGGGCAACCAGGAUGAUCAGAGGUCUAGAAACAAAGCCCUAUGAAGAGAGACUGAAAGAACUGGGCAUGUUUAGCCUGGAGAAGAGAAG
Molecule: messenger RNA, 1922 nt
Organism: Elgaria multicarinata webbii
Lineage: Eukaryota; Metazoa; Chordata; Lepidosauria; Squamata; Anguidae
Gene: ARL9
Product: ADP ribosylation factor like GTPase 9
Exons: 4
Coding region: 11-727 (238 amino acids)
Molecular function (GO): GTP binding; GTPase activity
Source: RefSeq, a predicted model, not a curated record